CUUACCGGUAUUAGGGUUUAUUUCGGCUAGAAAGGGCAAAAUAAAAAAAAAUUAAAAAACCCCUUAUAAUUCCACCAAUUAAAUCAUCAAAAUUUUCUCAAUUGAGAAUUGGGUCUCUAAAUUGAUCAAUUUUGUGUUCUGGGUAUUGAUUUUUAUCAGACACACUUACACACCCAAGUUGUUAUAUCCAUUUCAGUGCUUCCUAAAUGUCCGCUUAUGUGAUAAUGGUAUAUCUUUGUAUAAGAUACUGACUGAUGGAUCCUGAAAGCAAGAAGUUUGGAAAAGGUCCAAAGGAACUUACGGGUGCUGUGGAUCUUAUACAUAAGUACAAACUAGUGCCUCACUAUGAGUUUUUCUGCAAAAAGGCACUUCCUAUAUCAAUUUCAGACACACAUUACCUUCGUAAUGUUGUUGGAGACACAGAAAUUCGUAAAGGCGAAGGGAUGCAGUUGAAUGAGCUUAUUAAGAAUACGUCCUCCAGAGAUACAAAAACGCGUAUACAGCCAUUUGACCUAAGCAUCCUCAUGGAUGCCUUUUCCUUAAAGGAAUCUGCUCCUAUUGACCUGCCGGAUUCAGAGAAGGGGGUUCCUACUGAAGUUGGAAGGUCUAAAAAUGAAUCAAAGGAUAAGGAAAAGAAGCAUAAAAAACACAGGGACAAAGACAAGGAGAAAAAUAAAGAGCAUAAGAAACAUAAACACCGUCAUAAAGAUCGAAGUAAAGAUAGGGACAAAGAAAAGAAGACUGAUAAAACUAGCCAUCGCGACCCUGGUGCUGAAAACUUGAAGAUACCCUAUGAGAAGAAACGGAAGCAUGAUGGAGAUGAGGAUCUCAAUGGCAUUCAUCGGCACAAGACCAGUAAGCAUAAGAGCUCAAGGAUGGAUGAAUUUGGUGGAAUAAGAAUAGCAGCUUGAUAGUGGCAUGUGAUCUGUACUAUUGUUUCUCCUUAGAUGUUACAUUUUGGCAAUUGAUGAGGUCCUUACUGUAGCCAAACUUAUUGAGGGAAGUCAAGAGCAACUCCAGAUGAUCGAGAAGGUGAAUUCACCUGCUUUGAGUUGAAGAUGCAAUCGAUCGAAAACAAGCUUCCCUGUAUCAUAGAUGCACUCUGAGUCUUUUAUACAUUCAACAGUGAUUCAAAACUAUGAAACUUUCGUAAUAUUGACACAUAGGCAUAGUCGUCAUUCAGUUAUUCUAAUCAUUUGUCAUUAACUAAUGCAAGUUUGGUAGUGACAGGUGGCUCCAAUAUAUUGAUAUCAA
Erigeron canadensis is the source of this 1254-nucleotide messenger RNA. RefSeq names its product mediator of RNA polymerase II transcription subunit 19a-like. Gene Ontology annotation, cellular component: mediator complex. Gene Ontology annotation, biological process: positive regulation of transcription by RNA polymerase II. The transcript has 8 exons. The record is from RefSeq and is a predicted model, not a curated record. The coding region runs from base 255 to 911 and encodes 218 amino acids. Lineage: Eukaryota; Viridiplantae; Streptophyta; Magnoliopsida; Asterales; Asteraceae. Gene Ontology annotation, molecular function: transcription factor binding; transcription coregulator activity.